Molecule: messenger RNA, 2820 nt
Organism: Mangifera indica (mango)
Lineage: Eukaryota; Viridiplantae; Streptophyta; Magnoliopsida; Sapindales; Anacardiaceae
Product: glucosamine inositolphosphorylceramide transferase 1
Exons: 5
Coding region: 355-2691 (778 amino acids)
Cellular component (GO): membrane
Molecular function (GO): glycosyltransferase activity
Source: RefSeq, a predicted model, not a curated record
ACUGAAAUAAAAAAUAAAAAACAAUAAUUCGCUCUUCAGUUUCCAUACAAAACCAGACCUCCUGCUCCCCCUCAGCGCAGGGCUCAAUAUCAUCGUCCCGUUAACACAACACAGAGAAAAGAAAAGGGGAAAUUUUAUAUAUUUAGAUUAAAUCAAAACACAAACAGAUAGAGCCACAGAGAGAAAGAGAGUCGUUUCAUUGAGUUUGAGCCUCCUUCUUAUCACUUUUUGUAAACUAGAAACACCACGGGGUUGAUGGUACGUUAUGUUUUUUUUUUAAAUAUAGAUAAGUUAAAUAAAAGAUUUUUUCAGAGUGGGGAGCAAAUGUGGGUGAAAAUAUAAGGUUUAUAUAGCAUGGGUUCUGGACAAGUAGUUGUGGGCGGUGGCGCGGAUGGUGGCAUUGACGGCGGCGGUGGUGGUGGGGGGAAUGGAAGUGGGUGUAGUUGCUGGUGUAGAUGGAGAAGGAAGCAUGUUAAUAAUCAUGGACAUGUUGGGCGUGCAAGGUUUAUGUUUUCUUCUUCUGCAUUUGUGUUCCUUGUUUGGUAUUUUAUUGUGUACGGAUUCGUGGGGUUGCUUUAUGGGUGGCUUCUUGUGAAGAAGCCCUAUGAAAGUACUGGACUGAUGCAGCCUUUUGGUUGUAGAGAAGACAGUGAAGGCUCUUGGGCCAUUGGUGUUUUCUAUGGCCACUCUCCCUUCUCUCUCAAACCUAUUGAAACAGAGAAUUUAUGGAGGAAUCAUAGUGCGGCGUGGCCAGUGGCUAAUCCAGUUGUGACAUGUGGUUCUGUUUCUGCUUCUGGUUUUCCUAGUAAUUUUGUUGCUGAUCCGUUUUUAUAUGUUCAGGGAGAUGUUCUUUACCUAUUCUAUGAAACCAAGAAUUCCAUUACAAUGCAAGGGGAUAUUGGAGUUGCAAGAAGUGUCGACAAGGGAGCAACAUGGGAGCAACUAGGCAUAGCUUUGGAUGAGGAUUGGCACCUCUCUUAUCCAUACGUGUUUGAAUACCUCGGCCAAAUAUACAUGAUGCCUGAGAGCAGUGCAAAAAGGGAACUUCGUCUUUAUCGAGCAAUUGACUUUCCUUUGGAGUGGAAACUGGACAGGAUUAUUAUGAAGAAGCCCCUUGUUGACCCCGUUCUAGUUAAUCAUGAUGGAAUGUAUUGGCUCUUUGCAUCUGAUCAUAGUGGUUUUGGAGUCAAGAAGAAUGGACAACUGGAACUUUGGUAUAGCGACACACCUUUUGGCCCUUGGAAGCCACAUAAGAAUAACCCUAUCUAUAAUGUUGAAAAGGAUUUGGGGGCACGAAAUGGAGGCAGGCCAAUUUUGUAUAAUGGAAAUCUUCAUCGCAUUGGUCAAGAUUGUGGUGAAUCAUAUGGGCGACGAGUGCGUAUCUUUAAGGUGGAAGUUCUUACCAAGGAUGCAUACAAAGAAGUUGAAGUUCCCUUCAUCUCAGAGCAGACAUAUAAGGGUCGAAACAGUUGGAAUAGUGCUCGCUACCAUCACCUUGAUGUGCAGCAGUUAAGUUCUGGUGAGUGGAUUGGGUUUAUCGAUGGAGAUCGAGUCCUUUCAGGAGACUCGAUUCAUCGGUUUCUUCUUGGCUGGUCUUCUAUGGCAGCGGUUGCUACACUUGGCAUCUUAUUAGGUGUGUUACUUGGAGCUGUCAAGUGCGUAAUUCCACUCAACUGGUGUGCACAAUACGCGGGGAAGAGAAGUGAUUCUUUCUUUGAUUGGGAAAAAGAAGGUUUUUUUAGUUCAAAGGUCAGACGGUUGUGUAGCCGCUUGAACCGAUCAGCUUCGAUUCUUCAGGGCAGGAUAAAACCAAAUACGAGUUCUGGAAGAUUUGUUCUGACAGUGAUGUUUGUAUCUGGAGUUGCACUGAUGUGCACAGCGGUUAAGUACAUCUACGGAGGGAAUGGUGCACACGAAGCUUACAUGUGGAAGGGUCAUUAUUCGCAGUUCACAUUGUUAACAAUGACAUACGAUGCUCGUCUCUGGAAUUUGAAAAUGUACGUGAAGCAUUACUCGAGAUGCUCAUCGGUGAAAGAGAUAGUUGUAGUGUGGAACAAAGGGGUACCUCCAAAAUUAAGUGAUUUGGACUCGGCAGUGCCUGUGAGGAUUAGAGUUGAGGAUCAAAAUUCUUUGAAUAAUCGGUUUAAGAUGGAUCCUUUAAUAAAGACUCGAGCCGUCCUUGAGCUUGAUGAUGAUAUUAUGAUGUCUUGCGAUGAUGUUGAGCGGGGUUUUCAGGUAUGGCGCCAACAUCCAGAAAGGAUAGUGGGGUUCUACCCCCGCCUGGUCAAUGGAACUCCAUUGAAGUAUAAGGGCGAGAAAUAUGCAAGAAGGCUAAAAGGGUACAAUAUGAUCCUUACUGGGGCUGCUUUCAUCGAUAAUCAACUGGCAUUUAAGCGGUACUGGUCUGAGGAAGCCAAGGCUGGAAGAGAACUGGUAGACAAGUACUUCAACUGUGAGGAUGUGUUACUGAAUUAUUUAUACGCGAAUGCAAGCACUUCGAAGACUGUUGAAUAUGUAAGACCAGCAUGGGCAAUCGAUACAUCAAAAUUCUCCGGUGCAGCAAUUAGUAAAAAUACACAAGUACAUUACCAUAAAAGAAGCAAAUGCCUCCUGAAAUUUUCGGAGAUGUAUGGAAGCUUGGCCAGCCGGAAAUGGGAAUUUAACGGUCGGAAGGAUGGCUGGGAUUUAUAGCAUAAAUACAGUUCAAUAGCAGGCUCUUGUAUUACAAUUACAUGUAAUGGGAUAAGAUGUACAUUAGUUGGCAGGCGUUCUCUUUUCCCCGUCUUGUUGAAAUAUGAAAAAAUGUAGGUUUUGUUUAUC